Nymphalis io (European peacock) is the source of this 888-nucleotide messenger RNA. RefSeq lists its product as uncharacterized. Lineage: Eukaryota; Metazoa; Arthropoda; Insecta; Lepidoptera; Nymphalidae. The transcript is spliced from 4 exons. The record is from RefSeq and is a predicted model, not a curated record. Bases 175 to 861 code for a protein of 228 amino acids. Gene Ontology annotation, molecular function: protein binding.
CAAAAAUCUUAGAAUAUAAUAAAAAGUCGAAGAGCGUAAUGCAUGAGAGUUUCAAUUAAAUUUUAAUUAUAAAAAACGAACGUAAAACCUUAGUCAUGUCUGGCGCUGUAUGAAAUUCUAGUCGCAUAAAAAUGGUUUCUUUAUGGCUUUGGAAUUAAUUAAGUCUCUGCGAGUAUGCUCAUUUACAGAAUAAUUUUAUUUUUAAUCUCUCAAGCACAUAUAGUGUUUUCCACAUUUGACGAAUCUUGUGAUGACAUAGAAUGUUCAAAUGUAUACGAUCCAGUGUGCGGUGAAGCAACAGCCUUUAACGGCCAGAGAGUUAUCAAAAGAUACCACAAUAUUUGUUACUUAAGAAUGAUACAAUGCCAAUUUAAAUUUGCAGACAUUCAACGUAUUCCUGGUGAUAUGUGCAAUAUCAAUAAAGUUUUUGUUAAUCCUGUAAGUGGCCGCAGACUCGAAGAUUUCAGCAUAGUUGGAGCCCAUCAGGCGUGCAACCACACGUGCCCAACCUUCUGCUUAGACACGUAUGAUCCUGCAUGUGCACAAAUAUGGGCCCAUAACAUGCAGAGCUACGUUUACAGGCCCAUGAUCAACCAUUGCCACAUCGAUUUGUAUUCUUGUGUUGUUGGAGUUAAUGUCACCAUUCAACCUUUAAUCGGCAAAUGUUACAAGAAUCCGUCUGCAAUAAACUUCAUGAUCAACAUUGCCUCGUUGAAAACCCUCAAGCUACUCGACGACCCACCCUCAGAACUGAUCUCUGGCAUGAGACCCUCCCGAAGAGCUAAUGUCAACAGAAUUAUUAAAAAGGAAAUUAAAGAUUUCCUUACAAGUCUUGGUAACCGCAUUCGACUGAUUGGAUAAUAAAGUCCUUAAGAUUUGCCUUUCCUA